Heteronotia binoei (common prickly gecko) is the source of this 3767-nucleotide messenger RNA. It is a transcript of the gene SRPRA, whose product is annotated as SRP receptor subunit alpha. The transcript has 14 exons. Gene Ontology annotation, molecular function: GTPase activity; GTP binding; ATP hydrolysis activity. Gene Ontology annotation, biological process: SRP-dependent cotranslational protein targeting to membrane. The record is from RefSeq and is a predicted model, not a curated record. NCBI's taxonomy places the organism in Eukaryota, Metazoa, Chordata, Lepidosauria, Squamata, Gekkonidae. Gene Ontology annotation, cellular component: endoplasmic reticulum membrane; signal recognition particle receptor complex. Bases 141 to 2084 code for a protein of 647 amino acids.
GGCGGAAGUGACGCGUGGCGUUAGAGACUAAUCUGACGUGGGUCAGGAAGUCGGGCUGGUUUCCCGGCGCCUCAGACCCGUUACCUCAACUUCUCCCCUUCCUUCCCCCGGGCGAGGCCCGGAGCCCCCCGGAGUCCACCAUGCUCGAUUUCUUCACCAUCUUCAGCAAAGGAGGCCUUGUGCUGUGGUGCUUCCAGGGCGUGCGCGGCCCCGCGGCGGCCUGCACUGCGCCCGUGAACGCGCUUAUUCGGUCCGUCCUGCUCCAGGAGCGAGGUGGCAGUAACUCUUUCACCCAUGAAGCCCUUACGCUAAAGUACAAAUUGGACAAUCAGUUUGAGUUGGUCUUUGUGGUUGGAUUUCAAAAAAUUCUGACCCUAACGUAUGUGGACAAGUUGAUAGAUGAUGUUCAUAAGGAGUUCCGGGACAAAUAUCGCAAUGAAUUCCAGCAGAAGGGAACUCUUGGGCUUCUCAAUGGCACCUUUGAUUUUAAAGAAGAUUUUUUACGCCUCUUACGGGAAGCAGAGGAGAGCAGUAAAGUCCGAGCUCCCACUGCCAUGAAGACAUUUGAACAGUCGGCAAAGUCCCAAAAAACAGUGAAGUCUAUGAUAGAAAUUCGUGGGGAGAAACCAAAAGAGAAAACUAAGAACAAGAAAAACAAAGGUUCCAAAAAAGAAGUUUCAGGAGCUGAAGUAGCUGCAGCCCCCAAAGUGCCGCCAGCUGUUAAGGAGGACCUUCCUGUUGCAGCCGGAGACAGGGAGGAACUAUCCAAGGAUGAGAUCCUGCAGAAGAACCGGGAGGAAUUCUUCAGGAAACGCCUGAGGGGGGGAGAUAAAUCCAACAAGUCUCCAAAGCCGGACACCUCAAAAGACAAGGGGAAGAAGCCCAGAGUAUGGGAUCUAGGGAACUCUAAUGCCAAAGUACUUGAUUAUAGUAAUUCAGCUACCAAUGGGAAUGCAGAUGCUUGUCCUGUGGAAGAGUACGACCCAGAUAUGGUCCUUGUGGAUCCUGAUCAUGAGCCUGGCCGUCUCCGUGAUCUGGAAUAUGAGAGUGAAGAAGAAAUUGAAGAAGAGAAGGUGGUUCACAAUUCUUCAAGUGCCAGCGUUAAGAAAGGUGGCCUUGGAGGCAUGUUUGGGAUGCUGAAAGGCCUUGUGGGCUCUAAAAGUUUAACCAGAGAGGACAUGGACCCUGUCCUGGAGAAGAUGAAGGAUCACCUGAUUGCCAAGAAUGUUGCAGCUGACAUCGCCGUCCAGCUCUGUGAAUCAGUUGCUAAGAAACUGGAAGGCAAAGUGAUGGGCACCUUCACCACGGUGACUUCAACGGUGAAGCAGGCCCUUCAGGAGUCUCUGGUACAGAUCCUGCAGCCCCAGCGUCGUGUAGACGUCUUGCGCGAUGUGAUGGAUGCCCAGCGCCACCGCCGACCCUAUGUUAUCACCUUCUGCGGGGUCAAUGGAGUUGGGAAGUCCACUAACUUGGCCAAGAUUUCUUUCUGGCUGAUUGAAAACGGGUUCAGUGUCCUUAUUGCUGCCUGUGAUACGUUCCGUGCUGGAGCUGUGGAGCAACUGCGCACUCACACUCGCCGCCUGAAUGCAUUGCACCCACCGGAGAAUCACAGCGGCUGCACCAUGGUGCAGCUGUAUGAGAAGGGAUACGGGAAGGAUGCUGCUGGGAUCGCCAUGGAGGCCAUUGCAUACGCACGUAACCAAGGAUUUGAUGUCGUCUUGGUGGAUACCGCAGGCCGUAUGCAAGACAACGCUCCCUUGAUGACAGCCUUGGCCAAACUUAUUGCGGUCAACACCCCUGACCUCGUCUUGUUUGUGGGAGAGGCCUUGGUGGGAAAUGAGGCUGUGGAUCAGCUGGUCAAAUUUAACAAGGCCCUUGCUGAUCACUCUAUGGCUCAGACCCCACGCCUCAUUGACGGGAUCGUGCUCACUAAAUUUGACACUAUAGAUGACAAGGUCGGUGCUGCAAUCUCUAUGACAUACAUCACUAGCAAACCAAUAGUGUUUGUUGGUACCGGACAAACCUACUGUGACCUGCGUAGCCUUAACGCCAAGGCUGUGGUUGCUGCUCUCAUGAAAGCCUAGCCACCAGUUAUUAUUGCACCAAAUUCCUGUUUGCAGAUGUCUGAAGUUCUCUUUUAUUCAUUUUCCCUGGCAUAGUGCAAAACAGAGUGGAGGGAUACUGGAGGAAGGGGCUGCUGCUUUCUUCCUUCCCCCAAUAGGUUCUUCCUCUUGGUUUCAAUAACGCACACUUUCCUUUAUGUGACGAGUGGAUUUAAUUUGACCAGGGAGGUGCCUGUCUUCAAUCAUGUUCUACUGAUUUAAAAUUAUUCAUGCUGGUCACACACCUUGGCUCUAGUUUUUUGGAGCUUAGGAGUUUUUUGGGGGGGAGGGGAGGGGGGUCUUGCUCUAACUAAAAGCAUACUUUGGCAACAGAAACCACAGGGUUUUGUUAAUGCAGCCAGCCAGCUAGCCUUCUUCCCGUGUCCUUUCAUUCUACCUGCAGAGGUGAAACCAAGAGCUUUGUAUUGUUCAUCCCAGUUACUGGGUGUUAUAAAGUCGGGGGGGGGGGGGUUGCGCUGCCACUAAGCAUUUAAAAUGUAGCAGAGGUUCUUUUGGGGCUUUUGCAACCACUGAAGAAUGUGCUUGAAGGUAGUUGCCUUGGCCUGUUUCCUCACAGUAAAUUGGCUGCCGUUGGUGGUGCUGUAGAGUGGAUGUAGAUGCUGCCUACUGCCGGUUUUAGUGGAUCAAGCAUAAACACUUGCUGCUUGCUUCGGUCAUAGCAGCUCACCAAAGCUUUCAAACCAAAAAGGGAAAAAAAAAACAAUUGAAAUGGUGAGUGUUGCUGCUUACAGAGGGGCUUUGGGAGGGCAGGGUUGGGGGGGCAUUGAUGCCUUAAAUGGUCUUGCUUCCCACGGGCAGUGGGACUCUCCAUAGCAGGGCCAUCCAAAUACUGCCCCAGACCGUAGUAUUUACAAAGUGCAGGUCCUUGCUGUUUCUAACAAUUAUCUUUCCACCUGAGCAGAGAGCUGCUUCUUGUUACAUCUUUUUAUUAGACAAAACCCAGGCGGAUUCACACAACUGUUGUGCGCUUCACUGGGUGUACCCAGCAGCGCUUGGGCUGAAGGUGUCCAUAAUUCAUUGUUGAGCAUAAGCCGUAAUUAUGCAUGCCACGUCCAACGGCAUGUGCUGGUUUGUAAAAUUGAAGCUUGUGGUCAAAAUGCAACAUGCUGGAUGGCCUCCUUACCCCUCUACCCCAGCAGAGUCCAAUCGGAGAGAGGGGGGGGGGAACAUAUCUGUCCCUAAAAAGGACUACUUGUGUAAACUGACGCCAGUUCUGAUAUCACAGCAGGCUGGGGCUGGUCUGUGCUAAAUUCUCUUUCACAGAUUAAGGCUUCUAUAACUUUAUACCAAACUUUCUUUCAGCAGCAGAGGCCAUAAUAUAAAUAGUUAACAUGAGCAUUUGCAUGCUUCCCUUUCCUGCACUGGCUUUUUUUUUUUUUUUUGCUUUUCCAAACCAGUCUGUGAAAGGAAUAUUCUGGUGGGAAAAUGCUGGUGGCUGCUUGCUGCUUUUCUGUCCCCUCCCCCCCCCCCCCACCUUCAGAGUGCCUCUUGAUCCUGGUAAUAAAGUGCUAUGUUGGAUAAUACAAAACUCUAUGAAGAUGUCUCGUAGCUUGGUAUUGCAGAUGUGCUAUCUAGUGCAAUAAGUUGAAUGCUGUCUGCUAAAAAAAAAAAAAGUAAUUUAUAUAAUAAAAAUUCAUUGAAAAA